GCUAAAUAGCCAUCCUUAUUUUGUUGUCUUUCAAAAACCCUACUAAAUUUUAGUUCAUUCGGUGAUUUUUAUUAGUGGUUUUAAUAAUGGCCAAUAUAUCAGCCAAACGAAUUAAAAGGGAAUUCAAAGAAAUCAUGAAAAGCGAAGAGGUGGCCGGAGGCGCGAUCACACUGGAGCUGGUGAACAACAGCUGGACGGAACUGCACGGCACCAUCGCCGGGCCGCUCGACACGCCAUACGAGGGCGGCACCUUCCAUCUAGAAAUCAAAGUGCCUGAGACUUACCCGUUCAAUCCGCCCAAGAUCCGUUUCAUCACAAAAAUCUGGCAUCCUAACGUAUCGUCGGUCACCGGCGCGAUCUGCUUAGACAUCCUGAAAGACCAGUGGGCCGCCGCGCUCACGCUCCGCACCGUCCUCCUAUCCAUACAAGUACUGUUGUCCGCCGCAGAGCCCAACGACCCGCAGGACGCGGUCGUCGCAAAACAAUACCUAGAAAACCAACACCUCUUCAAUGUCACCGCGAGGCAUUGGACCAACAUCUACGCGGGCGGGCCGACCGCCAUUCACGAUUGCAACCAGAAAAUACAAGUCCUCCUAGAUAUGGGUAUAAACGAGGACCAGGCCAGGGUAGCGCUUUCCACCUACGAUUGGAACCUCGAAAGAGCGACGGAGCAGAUAUUUAGUUAGUGAGAUCCUUUAAGCGGUGUAAGGUCAGAUGGGGAAUGAAAGUCGAGUCUAGUGCACUCUAUGGAUAGAU
Messenger RNA from Cydia splendana, 756 nucleotides. RefSeq names its product ubiquitin-conjugating enzyme E2-22 kDa (gene Ubc4). The coding region runs from base 87 to 686 and encodes 199 amino acids. Gene Ontology annotation, molecular function: protein binding. The transcript is spliced from 3 exons. Lineage: Eukaryota; Metazoa; Arthropoda; Insecta; Lepidoptera; Tortricidae. The record is from RefSeq and is a predicted model, not a curated record.